Molecule: messenger RNA, 1317 nt
Organism: Neurospora tetraspora
Lineage: Eukaryota; Fungi; Ascomycota; Sordariomycetes; Sordariales; Sordariaceae
Product: Enolase, C-terminal TIM barrel domain-containing protein
Exons: 3
Coding region: 1-1317 (438 amino acids)
Biological process (GO): glycolytic process
Cellular component (GO): phosphopyruvate hydratase complex
Molecular function (GO): magnesium ion binding; phosphopyruvate hydratase activity
Source: RefSeq, a predicted model, not a curated record
AUGCCCAUCUCCAAGAUCCACGCUCGCUACGUCUACGACUCUCGUGGCAACCCGACCGUUGAGGUCGACGUUGUUACUGAGCUCGGCCUUCACCGCGCCAUUGUCCCCUCUGGUGCCUCCACUGGCCAGCACGAGGCUUGCGAGCUCCGCGAUGGUGACAAGACCAAGUGGGGUGGCAAGGGUGUUCUCAAGGCCGUCAAGAACGUGAACGAGGUCAUCGGCCCCGCUCUCAUCAAGGAGAACAUUGACGUCAAGGACCAGUCCAAGGUUGACAAGUUCCUCAUCGACCUCGAUGGCACCCCCAACAAGACCAAGCUCGGCGCCAACGCCAUCCUCGGUGUCUCGCUCGCCGUCGCCAAGGCCGGUGCUGCUGAGAAGGGCGUUCCCCUCUAUGCUCACAUCUCCGACCUUGCUGGCACCAAGAAGCCCUAUGUCCUCCCCGUUCCCUUCAUGAACGUCCUCAACGGCGGUUCCCACGCUGGUGGCCGUCUCGCCUUCCAGGAGUUCAUGAUCGUCCCCUCCGCCGCUCCUUCCUUCUCUGAGGCCCUCCGCCAGGGUGCUGAGGUGUACCAGAUCCUCAAGAGCCUCGCCAAGAAGAAGUACGGCCAGUCCGCUGGCAACGUCGGUGACGAGGGUGGUGUCGCUCCCGAUAUUCAGAACCCCGAGGAGGCCCUCGACCUCAUCACCGAGGCCAUCGAGAAGGCCGGCUACACUGGCCAGGUCAAGAUCGCCAUGGAUGUCGCUUCCAGCGAGUUCUACAAGGAGGACGUCAAGAAGUACGACCUCGACUUCAAGAACCCCGAGUCCGACUCCUCCAAGUGGCUCACCUAUGAGGAGCUCGCCAACCUCUACUCCGAGCUCUGCAAGAAGUACCCCAUCGUCUCCAUCGAGGAUCCCUUCGCUGAGGACGACUGGGAGGCCUGGAGCUACUUCUACAAGACUCAGGACAUCCAGCUCGUUGCUGAUGACUUGACCGUCACCAACCCCCUCCGCAUCAAGAAGGCCAUCGAGCUCAAGGCUGCCAACGCCCUCCUCCUCAAGGUCAACCAGAUCGGUACCCUUACCGAGUCCAUCCAGGCUGCCAAGGACUCCUACGCUGAUGGCUGGGGUGUCAUGGUCUCUCACCGCUCCGGUGAGACCGAGGAUGUCACCAUUGCCGACAUUGUCGUUGGUAUCCGCUCUGGCCAGAUCAAGACCGGUGCUCCUGCCCGUUCCGAGCGUCUUGCCAAGCUCAACCAGAUCCUCCGCAUCGAGGAGGAGCUUGGCGACAACGCCAUCUUUGCAGGCGAGAACUUCCGCAAGGCUGUUGAGCUCUAA